AUGGUUCAAAAGAAAAACUCUAGUUCAGGUAUCCCAGUUGCCCCACCACCUGCUCCUGACCUUCCAAAAGCUUGGGGUCCUAAAGACGCAAUCCCAAUCACCCCACGAGAAAUUGAAGCUAUCUUACAGAAUCUUGGGCGAAAGUUUGGGUUUCAGAAUGAUAGUGUUCGAAAUAUCUUUGACCAUCUAAUGACAAUGCUCGAUUCCCGGGCUUCGCGUGUAAAGCCACAGAUCGCAAUCGAUACUCUACAUGCUGAUUACAUCGGUGGAGAAGGGGCAAACUACCGCAAAUGGUACUUUGCAGCACAGAUGGACAUCCUCGACGAUGAAGCCAAUAACGAAAAGAGAAUAGUUGAGGAAGAUCUAGACGAAGCCCAAUUACUUGAAAAAGCAGAAGAACGCUGGAAACUUCGAAUGCGAGCCCUCACAAACGAUGAGAAGAUACGAGAUCUCGGCCUGUACUUACUCAUCUGGGGAGAAGCCGCUGCUGUUCGAUUUACCCCAGAAACCCUGUGUUUUCUCUACAAGCUGGCGAGUGAUUAUUACUGCCACGGAGAAUGUCCUGAUAUUCCAGAAGGCACAUAUGUUGACGAUAUUGCCACACCCCUUUAUAGAUUUUUUCGUGACCAAACUUACGAAUUAAUCAAUGGCAGAUAUGCCAAACGAGAAAAAGACCACGACGAGAUAAUUGGUUACGAUGAUGUAAAUCAAUUCUUCUGGCACCCUACAUGCCUCAGUCGGAUAUUGCUCACCGACGAAAAGACACAACUCGGAGACCUGCCGAUUCACGAGCGCUGGUUACACCUCAAGGAAGCCAAUUGGAAGCUGGCCUUUCGCAAGACUUACAAGGAGAAGCGUACAUGGAUGCAUGUCUCUAUCAACUUUACCCGAGUGUGGAUCAUUCACAUUGUAUCCUUCUGGUACUACGUGAGUGCCAACGCACCAUCUCUUUACCUUGAUCCAGACCCAGAAAUAGCAAAGCUUGAAUCGUCUGUCCAAUGGUCCAUUGUCGCUCUAGGCGGUAUGAUUGCUGUCAUGUUGAUGCUUAUAGGAUCCUUUUCAGAAUACUCUUAUUUGCCAAUGUCCUGGGCCAAUACAAAAAUGAUCAGCCGCCGUAUUAUGAUCCUAUUUGUCUUGCUUCUAAUAAAUGCCGGUCCGUCAGUUUACUGUGUCUUUCUCGAUCGACAGAGUGGGAUAUCCAAACUGGUUGCUCUUGCCCAACUUUUGAUUAGUAUCGCAACCACUCUUUUCUUAGCAAUCACACCAGCAUCUCGUCUCUUUGUACGAUCAACAAAAAAGAAUGUUCGAUCCACAUUGGCCAAUCGACAAUUUACAGCAAAUUUUCCGCAUCUCAAGAAAAUCGAUCGUAUCAUGUCUAUAUCGUUGUGGAUCCUUGUAUUCUCUUGCAAGCUGCUCGAAUCCUACUUCUUCUUGGCCCUGUCUUUCAAAGACCCUCUUAAAGUUAUGAGCAAAAUGAGCAUAGAGAAUUGCCAAGACAAGAUUAUGGGAACUUUACUUUGUACUUAUAUGCCCAAUAUCACACUCGCACUCAUGUUUAUGAUGGAUCUCGUUCUUUAUUUUUUGGACACCUAUCUUUGGUACAUUAUCUGGAAUACUGUAUUCUCAGUCGCUCGUUCAUUUUAUCUCGGAAUUUCUAUCUGGUCUCCCUGGAGAAACAUCUUUUCUCGUCUGCCCAAACGAAUAUUUGUUAAACUGUUAGCUUCUUCCGAUAUCCAAAUUCAGUACAAGCCUAAAAUAUUGUGCUCUCAGAUUUGGAAUGCUAUUGUAAUUACUAUGUACAGAGAGCAUCUCAUAACUGUAGAGCAUGUGCAGAGAAUGCUUUACCAGCAGGAAAUUAACCCUGUAAAUGGCCAAAGAACACUCAAACCUCCCUCCUUCUUUGUGUCUCAAGAAGACACUGCCUUUAAGACAGAAUAUUUCCCCCAACAUGGUGAAGCUGAGCGUAGAAUUCAUUUCUUUGCACAGAGUCUUACAACUCCUAUGCCUCAACCAAGGCCUGUAGAGUGCAUGCCGACAUUUACUGUACUUGUUCCCCACUAUGGUGAAAAGACCUUGUUAACACUUCGGGAAAUUAUCCGAGAAGAAGACCAAAACACACGAGUGACUUUGCUUGAAUACCUAAAACAACUUCAUCCAGUCGAGUGGGAGAACUUUGUCAUGGACACCAAGAUCAUGGUAGACGAAGCCAACUGUAUUGACUCUGUAGAGAGUGGGGGCUCAAUAAUUGGAAUGAACGAAAAGGAUACCGUAAAGACAAAGAUUGACGAUCUGCCAUUCUAUUGUAUUGGGUUCAAGUCUUCCAAGCCUGAAUAUACCCUUCGUACUCGUAUAUGGGCUUCUCUUCGAUCUCAAACUCUGUACCGUACCAUUUCUGGAUUUAUGAACUACCGAAAGGCUAUCAAGCUACUCUACCGUGUGGAAAACCCAGAUACCAUUCAUCGUUAUCAAGACAAUCAAGAAAAGCUUGAAUCCGAUCUAGAUCGUCUUUCGCGCCGAAAGUUUAAGCUUCUUAUUGCCAUGCAGCGUUAUGCAAAGUUCCAGAAGCAAGAGGCCGAAGAUGCCGAGUUUUUAUUUAGAUCAUAUCCAGACCUACAGGUGGCAUAUGUAGAAGAAGUGCCACCCGAGAAAGAAGGAGAUGAGAUAACAUACUACUCAGUCUUGAUCGAUGGGCGCUCCAAAAUCCUGGAGAACGGUAAACGAGAACCUCGUCUGCGUGUUCGACUACCAGGAAACCCAAUUCUUGGAGACGGAAAGUCUGAUAAUCAGAACCACGCCAUUAUAUUCUAUCGUGGCGAAUUCCUCCAGCUUAUUGAUGCAAAUCAAGAUAAUUACCUAGAAGAGUGCCUCAAGAUCCGCAAUGUCCUUGGUGAGUUUGAGAACCUCGAGCCAACCGAGAUCUCGCCAUAUUCCCCAGCAUGGCAGAACGUAGAGACCUCUCCAGUAGCCAUUGUUGGCGCAAGAGAAUAUAUCUUUUCAGAAAACGUCGGUGUAUUGGGUGAUGUGGCGGCUGGAAAAGAGCAGACCUUUGGUACAUUGACGCAGCGUAUAAUGGCAAAGAUUGGAGGAAAACUUCACUAUGGCCACCCUGAUUUCCUAAAUGCUAUUUUUAUGACAACUCGUGGAGGUGUCAGUAAGGCACAGAAGGGACUUCACUUAAACGAAGACAUUUACGCAGGCAUGAAUGCGUUCACACGUGGUGGCAGAAUCAAGCACACCGAGUAUUUCCAGUGCGGAAAGGGCCGUGAUCUUGGUUUUGGGUCAAUUCUCAACUUUACAACCAAGAUUGGUACGGGUAUGGGUGAACAAAUGCUGUCUCGAGAAUAUUAUUAUAUCGGCACCCAGCUCCCAUUGGAUCGUUUUCUGACAUUCUACUAUGCUCAUCCCGGAUUCCAUAUCAACAACAUAUUUAUCAUUCUGUCUGUGCAGAUGUUUAUGCUUGCGUUACUGUUUAUUGGUGCAAUGGGAUCUACACUUUUGGUGUGUGAAUACAAUGCAGAUGCUCCACCUGAUGCCCCACUUAUACCCGCUGGAUGUUACAAUAUGGUUCCAAUCUUUGAGUGGGUCAAGCGUUGUAUUCUAUCCAUUUUUGUCGUCUUCUUUGUAUCUUUCUUACCAUUGUUUCUCCAAGAGCUGACAGAACGUGGCUUUUGGCGUGGUCUGACUCGACUUGGGCGGCACUUUGUCUCGCUUUCACCUCUGUUUGAGAUUUUUGUGACCCAAAUUUACACAAAUUCUGUUCUAGAAAAUCUUGUAUAUGGCGGUGCUCAGUACAUUGGUACCGGCCGAGGAUUCGCUACUUCGCGUAUUCCAUUCUCAGUGCUGUAUUCUCGAUUCUCUGGUGCGAGUGUGUAUCUUGGUGCCCGCAAUCUUCUCAUCAUGCUUUUUAUAUCUCUGGCCGUUUGGAUCCCGCACUUGAUUUACUUUUGGUUCACCGUGAUUGCCUUGAUUAUCUCUCCGUUUGUCUUCAACCCCAACCAGUUUGCACUUAUCGAUUUUUUGGUAGACUACCGAGAGUUUAUUCGAUGGCUUUCAAGAGGAAACUCAAAGUCGCACAAGAGUUCUUGGAUCAAUGAAACAAGGUCGCUAAGAACGCGUAUCACGGGGUACAAGCGGCGUCUGACUGAAAAUGCAAUUGUUACCAGCGACACUCCAAGAGCCCGUAUCGGAUCAGUGUUUUUUUCUGAGAUUGUCAUUCCACUGUGCAAUGCAAUCCUGUGCGUUGUUCCAUACGUAUUUGUCAAAAGCUUUGAUCCAGAUGACAGUGCUCUGCCUAGUACUGGCCCCAGUGGUUUGAUUCGUAUUGGAGUAUUAGCCUUUGCGCCCAUCCUUUUGAAUGCAGGUGCACUUGCCAUCUUCUUCUUUGUUUCUAUUUCACUUGGAUCUAUACUGAGUCUUUGUUGUGUAAAGUUUGGCUCGGUCAUGGCUGCUCUAGCGCACGGAUGGUCUGUGUUAAAUUUGAUAAUAAUUUUCGAGGGACUGAUGUUGCUUGAGGACUGGAAGUUACUCAAUAUUGUUUUGGGGCUUAUAUCUAUGGUGGCUCUUCAAAGAUUUGUUCUUAAGGUGUUCACUGUUAUGUUCUUGACACGUGAAUUCAAACAUGAUGAAUCCAAUCGUGGAUGGUGGACUGGAAAGUGGUACGGCCGUGGGCUUGGAUGGCAUGCCAUUUCACAGCCUCUUCGAGAAUAUCUAUGCAAGAUAGUAGAAAUGAGUGAAUUUGCAGUCGAUUUUGUCCUCGGGCACUUUAUACUAUUCUUCCUGUCUGUGUUCUGCCUUAUUCCGUACAUAAACACAGCCCACUCUCUUAUGCUUUUCUGGCUGAGGCCAAGUAAGCAGAUCCGGCCACCAAUCUGGACAGCCAAGCAGGUUCGCACGCGUAAAAAAAUUGCAAUUACAUAUGGUAUCUUGUUCCUUGGCCUCUUUCUCUCGUUUACUGGCCUUCUUGUUGCACCCCUCAUCCUUGGCAAAGGUCUCAAGCUUGUCAACACACGCAAGCUUCCUAUUUAG
Messenger RNA from Phycomyces blakesleeanus NRRL 1555(-), 5025 nucleotides. RefSeq names its product beta 1,3 glucan synthase. The record is from RefSeq and is a predicted model, not a curated record. The coding region runs from base 1 to 5025 and encodes 1674 amino acids. Gene Ontology annotation, biological process: (1->3)-beta-D-glucan biosynthetic process; fungal-type cell wall polysaccharide biosynthetic process. NCBI's taxonomy places the organism in Eukaryota, Fungi, Mucoromycota, Mucoromycetes, Mucorales, Phycomycetaceae. Gene Ontology annotation, molecular function: 1,3-beta-D-glucan synthase activity. Gene Ontology annotation, cellular component: 1,3-beta-D-glucan synthase complex; plasma membrane. The transcript has 6 exons.